This is a messenger RNA of Acinonyx jubatus (cheetah), 3774 nucleotides long. It is a transcript of the gene COQ4, whose product is annotated as coenzyme Q4. Gene Ontology annotation, cellular component: mitochondrial inner membrane; mitochondrion. The record is from RefSeq and is a predicted model, not a curated record. The transcript is spliced from 5 exons. Gene Ontology annotation, biological process: ubiquinone biosynthetic process. Bases 206 to 973 code for a protein of 255 amino acids. NCBI's taxonomy places the organism in Eukaryota, Metazoa, Chordata, Mammalia, Carnivora, Felidae.
UUCUGGGAGUGAGGCGACAUGGGGAGAGUUUUGCUUUAGUGGACGUAGGUAGCGGACAGGCCGUCAGGGUUUUCUUCGGAUACUUAGCGAUAGGACCCUUUGCUGGCCGUACUACGAUUUUUUCCCUCCAAACGCACUUCAGAGCGCUCCGCGCCCGGAAAGGCUUGCGGCUUCCACCCGGCCCUGCUCGCGGGUGCCCGCUGCCAUGGCGACCCUGCUGCGAGCUGCCCUGCGCCCUCUCCGCCCGCCCCCCGGGCACCGGGGGCCGGCUGCAGACGUGCUGCUCCGAGGCGUGCGCCAUGGCGCCGGCCAGCUCUACCCUGAGCACAUCCCCACCUCCCCGCUGCAGAAGGUUCUGCUGGCCGCGGGCUCGGCCGGAAUGGCCCUCUACAACCCGUACCGCCACGACAUGGUCGCGGUCCUAGGGGAGACCACAGGACUCCGUGCCCUGAAGGUCCUCAGGGACCAAAUGAAGAGGGAUCCAGAGGGUGCCCAGAUCCUACAGGAGCGUCCGCGGAUCUUACUGUCCACCCUUGACCUGGACAAGCUCCGUAGUCUGCCUGAGGGCUCACUUGGCCAAGAGUAUCUCCGUUUCCUAGAUGUGAAUUUGAGACACAGAGAGCGAAACUGCCAAAGAGCCUGCUGUUGUGGAGCUUCCAUUCUCGCAGAUGGUGAGAACAACAGUCAGCAUGAUAGAGGACGACGAGGCGGGGUCGGAGGCCCAUGUCUGAUGGGGAGGUCACAGGAGGCCCCUCUGAGGAGACUCGGAAGAGGAGGAGGAGCAGAGGGCCUGGCAAGUGCAAGGCCCUGUGUAUUUCAGAACAGGAAAACUGACCAAGGCGGCCACAUAGGAGUCGGGGGGGGGGGGGGGGGCAGCCGGUGGGUGACAGGUCAGACCCUGCCAGCCAUGGGAAGAAGUCUGUAUUUUAUAAUGGGAGCAAUGGGAAGACAUGGAGGGUUUCAACUAGGGUAGUAACAUGACCUGAUUUGUUUUUGUUUUUUUUUUAAUGUUUAUCUUGAGAGCAUAAGAGCGAGUGGGGGAGGGGUGGAGAGAGAGGGAGAGAGAGAAUCCCAACGUGGGGCUCGAUCCCACAAACCGUGAGAUCACAACCUGAGCCAAAACCAAGAGACUAAUGCUCAAGCAACUGAGCCACCUAGGUGCCCCAUGGCCUGAUUUAUAAAAGGGCCUUAGGAUACAGCUAGGCCACCUUCCCUGUCUCAACCCCUCCCUCCCAAAAUACACACAUCCCAUCAAAGCACCUCUGUCAAAUGGCCCUCCAGGUUGCUCUAGAACUAGGCUUCUGAACCUUGGCACUACGGACUUUUGGGCCCACUUAAUUCUUUGUAGGGGCUGCCCUGUGCAUUCGAGGAUGUUGAACAGCCUCCCUGGCCUCUACGCGUAGAUGCCAAUAGCACCCCAUUAAGUUAUGACAACCACCAGUAUCUCCAGACGUUGCAAAUAUCCCCUGGUGGGCAGUUGAGAACCUACUACUCUAGAAGAUCAUCGUCCCUGAGAAAAUAAUCUGCUCCCCAUACUCUCCUGACACUUGCCCCUGCCCCAUUUUCUACCAUCUGCUCAGAUUUCACCAGGAAGCAAGUUCUUUCAUCAGUAGGAAACCCACCAGGGUAGCCUUCCCCAAGUGCCACCCAGGGAGGGACUGCCUUUCAUCUUGUUGCUGUGGAGGGGAUGGGACUGCCAGGGCCUCCCUGGGCACCCUGCCCAGUCUCAGCCCUAGUUGUGAUAACAGCCCUAGAGAUUGUGACACUUGUAGAGCACUGACACCAGCAGCCCACAGAAUGAGAAGGAAUACCUUUGUCCCAGCAGAGAUUUAUAUCAAAGUUCAAGGUGAGGCUACCCUCCCUGAGGCUGACAUUGGUAGAGGGUAUGGUCAUCUUGUGGUGUCAAGAUUUUGAGCAUGGGCUCUGGAGUUAAGAGUAGCCUAAGUUAGGAUCAUACCUCUCUUCCCAGCUCUAUGGCCCUGAGCAAAUCAUUUGACCUCUCUGAACCUCAUAUCGCUUCUGUAAGGUAAGGGAACCUAAUGUUUAAUUGCCAGGGCACUCAACAUGGUUUAUAAAUAAUGGAUGUUAAGGCUACUGGCUUUGGAAUCCAACAGACUUUGUUCCAGCCACUUGAUUAGCUGUGUAAUCUUCGGGAAGUUACUUAACUUCUCUGAGCCCAUUUCUCUUAUCUGUCUCUGAGGCUCAUAACAAUAUCUACUGCCAGAUGAUCAUGAGGGUGCAGUGUGAUGAUAUAUGUAAAGGACUUCAUACAGUGCUGACACAUAGUAGAUACUUGAUAAAUAUAGUUGUUGUCACCGUGAUCGCCUUCAGCUUCACACGGCAUGUAGAAGAAAUUAGGAGGGGGACCUGGGUGGCUCAGUUGGUUAAGUAUCCAACUUCAGCUCAGGUCAUGAUCUUGCAGCUCGAGAGUUCAGGCCCCACACUGGGCUCACUGCUGUCAGCGCAGAGCCCGCUUUGGAUCCUGUCCCUCUCUCUGCCCUUCCUCCUCUUGCACUCUAAAAAAUAAGUAAAACAUUUAAAAAAGAAGAAGAAGUGGGGCACCUGGGUGGUUCAGUCAGUUAAGCGGCUGACUUCGGCUCAGGCCGUGAUCUCACGGUUCAUGAGUUCAAGCCCCGUGUCAGGGCUGUGCUGACAGCUCAGAGUCUGGAGCCUGCUUUGGAUUCUGUGUCUCCCUCUCUUUCUGCCCUACCCCUGCUUGAGCUCUGUCUCUCAAAAAUGAAUAAACAUUUAAAAAAAUAAAUAAAAAAUAAAGAAGAAGAAGAAGAAGAGAUUAGGACCCGGGACCCAAUGAGGUCACAGAUGCGGACCAAGGCACUCAGCCAGCAACCCCAAAAGCAACGAAGACAUCAAAUCCUUUGGCCUCUGGACAGGCUGACACCAUGCUUUGAGGACAGGAACACCACACUGUUCCCGUUCUGCAUGGGUGCUGCUGAGGACUGAGGAGGUGGGUGGGUAAGAUGAGGACAGUUGUCAUCCCUGCCUGGGGUCAGAAAAUUGCCUGGAGCUGACCUUUUACUCACGUAUUCGUGAGACGUUUAUUCACCCAGGCCCUGGCGAUACAACAGUGAGCAAAUCAGCCGGUAGCCCUCUGCAGCUGAAAGGCUGCUACCCCACCGUUCACAGAAAGAGACCGCAAGCCAAUACAAGGCUUUAAACUUGCUGUUAGCCACUUCAGUGAAAGCAGAAAGAAACAAGUGAAAUUAACUUUAAUAGCAUAUUACCGUAUAUUUAGCCUAAUGGACCUAAAAUAUUAUUUCAGUAUGUAAUCAUUAUUUCUAAAUUAGUGAGAUUUUACAUUGCUCUCUUCAUGCCAAGUCUUCAAAACUCAGUGUGUAUUUUAUACGCACUACAGCACAUUUCAAGGCUUGGUGGCCACAUGUGGUAAGUGGCUGCUGUACUGGAAAGUCCAGGUUUAGAAGAAGGGCAGACUCACUACGUCACAAUACAAGAUACAGGAUGCUGCAGGAGACCAUAACGUGGACCUGAUCGGUCAAAGGUCAUAGACAGCCUCCCUGCAGCAGGAACACAUAAGGCAAGUCAUAAAGGAUAGAUAGAAAUUGUAAAGGUGAAACUGAGCGUUUAGGGGGAGAGUACCCUAGGCUGGGAGCAGCUUAUGUGAAGGAUCAGGGCCAGGACACCUGGCUGGUUCAGUCAGCAGAGUGUGCAACUCUUGAUCUCAGGGUUGUAAAUUCAAGCCCCAUAUUAGGUAUAGAGAUUACUUGAAAAAAUAAAACCUUUUUUUUAAAAACAGGA